AUGUCGUCCCCUGAUCUCAACAGCGACAUUCAUUUCAUUCAAACACCACCAGCCAAACCCUCAAAGUUCGAAACGCCUGAGGAUUGUGGAAUACCCAUCACAGAUUCGGCGGCCAUCCACAAUGCGCCUCUUCCAGUUGACGGUGCUGGUAACCAGGGAUUCUCUAAUUCCCUCCUAAUCGGUCUCCUGGUGGGCGUCCCGGCCGUCCUUGCUUAUCUACUUGGUGGCGGUAUGAAGGCCACUAUAUUUCUUGGUCUAAUCACGACUGUGCCAAUUCUCGUGGGGUACUGGACAUGGACAUCCUCCUGCAGUUCUCGCAUGACCGACAAAGGCAAAUUGCCGGGGCGACCGAUAGAACAGUAUUUAAAGUUCAAAAACGAGGCAGAUCGUGCCAAAUGGCACGGCAAGAAACGUGUCCCUAUGCAGACUUUCUGUGAAAUGUAUCUCGAUGGUGUGGUCGACUUUAACGGAGAUACUCUCGACAUCUUGGAAUACCGCCAUGAUUGGGCGCACUUCGGCUUCACCUGGGAUCUGUUCAAGUAUAUUUUCCUGACCUUUGCUCGCGACGUGUUGCUUCACACGAAAGACCAAGACGAUCAGCAGAUCCGUCCAAACUACGACCGUGGUAACGACCACUAUGCUUGGUUCCUUGGUCCUCGCAUGAUCUACACCUCCGGUAUCAUCUCCGACACGUCAAAAGAGGAAACACUGGAGGAAAUGCAGGAUAACAAGAUGGCGAUUGUCUGUGAAAAGCUCGGCCUUAAGCAAGACGAGACUAUGUUAGACAUCGGCUGUGGAUGGGGGACCCUAGCGAAAUUCGCAAGUCUCAACUAUGGAGCGAAGGUAACCGGUCUCACCAUUGCACGCCACCAGACAGCAUGGGGUAACGAUGCUCUCCAAAGGGCUGGAAUUACCGAAGCGCAAAGCCGUAUUCUGUGUAUGGAUUACCGCGACAUCCCUCAUGCCCAGUACGAUAAAAUCACGCAGCUCGAAAUGGGCGAGCAUGUCGGUAUUCGAAAGCUCACCACCUUCUUCCGCCAAUGUUAUGACAUGCUGAAAGAUGACGGUGCCAUGUAUGUGCAGCUUUCCGGUCUUCGCCAAACAUGGCAGUAUGAGGAUUUGAUUUGGGGACUGUUUUUGAACAAGUACAUCUUCCGUGGCGCGGAUGCGUCUACUCCUCUUUGGUACUAUACGAUGUGCUUGGAACGGGCUGGGUUUGAGAUCAAAAGUAUCGAUACCGUUGGAGUGCAUUAUUCUGGGACUCUCUGGAGAUGGUACCGCAAUUGGCUUGGAAAUGCAGACACCAUCAAGGCCAAGUAUGGCCAACGGUGGUUCAGGAUUUGGGAGCUCUUCCUCGCCUGGUCUGUCAUCGCUUCUCGCCAAGGUAGUGCCACUUGUUAUCAGAUCCUCGUUGUGAAGAACUUGAACUCAACCCACCGCAUCAACGGGGUUGCAUCUCAGUUUGGGUUGUCGGCUGCUCUCGCUUCGAGCAAAAAGGCCGGUAAAUCGAAGCUGGAGAUUGUGUGA
Penicillium mononematosum is the source of this 1527-nucleotide messenger RNA. RefSeq lists its product as uncharacterized. The transcript has 4 exons. Gene Ontology annotation, biological process: cellular response to biotic stimulus. The record is from RefSeq and is a predicted model, not a curated record. The coding region runs from base 1 to 1527 and encodes 508 amino acids. Lineage: Eukaryota; Fungi; Ascomycota; Eurotiomycetes; Eurotiales; Aspergillaceae.